CGGGCACCCGUUUUUGUGCACAGCAGAGAGCUCCAAAUUCGCGCUUUUUCUCCACACAACAACCUCCGCGUCAUGGCAGCCGACGAACGAAUGCCGCUGGUGGGGCCUGACGGCGCGGCGAAGGUAGCAGCGCCUCUACACCCUAACUCAAGGCCAAUAAGCCUUCGAGGCGGUGUCACGGUGCUUGUCGGAGCCACCUUGCUGUUCGUGGCGGCCUUGGCAAGCGCGCGUGCAUUCCCACGCGGCGUCAAGGGACGGGCAUCGCCGCCUUCUCCGUACAAGGGGUUGGAUGUCGACGAGAGCUCGGUGGAGGGGGCGGGGUUGAGGUUGGAUGAGAUUGACGGGACGACCUUGGCUCCAGUUCACGUAACGACCGCGGAGUGCACUGGGGACACGAGCAAACCGGCGGUGGAAGGGUUCGAUCUUGUGGCGUAUCGAUCCCUCCAACCCGGCACGCACGGGGUCCGCGGCUUGUGGGAGUUUUCGGUACAGUACGGCCAAGGAUAUACUUUCCUGUUUUCUACACUCGAAAACAAGCUAGAAUUUGAGAGCGAUCCAGAGAGAUAUCUCCCCGCUUGGGGCGGCUUCUGCGGCUUCGGAAUCAGCCACGAAGUUGUUUGGGGUCCCGACGUCCUCGGGCCACCUUCCAACCCCGAUUUCUGGUUGAUCGAGGAUGAUCGGCUGUACCUGUUCCGAAGCGAAACACCAUAUGGAAAGUUCAUGGACAACAAGGCGCGGUGCAUCAAGCACGGGAACCAAAUGUGGACAGAAUGGUUCGCGGGGAACCCGUCCAAUGAGGGAACGGUGAUGACCCCCUUCAACACCGCCUGCUUCUGCAGCGAAGAAACAUGCGCGGAUGGGUGACAAGACCAAACGAGUUUUAGAUGAGGGAAAAGCCUACCCUCCUUUUUUUUCUUGAAGUCCUCGCUCAACGUGUACCGUUCGAUUCGUUAGAUGGGCAUCAUUGCUAGCCGAACAUGUGGCGGAGAUUUGCGGGGACCGGAAGCAAAUGAUUGAGCGCGUCGGUUUGACACCUCGACGUUUGUAUCGGUUCAUAUUUACCAGUCGUGACAGUAGUUUCGGUGCAUGUGUCCGUCCGUGCACCCGCUUGUUAGUUUUUAUCCCUUCAUGUUUCUUGCAUUGUCGUGACCACCUUUUUUCCUUGCACUCACCCUUCGUUGUCGAUUCACGUUUCACUUGCCGUGCUUGUUUUAGGCCCCUCAUAUUAGUGGGCGUUUUUUUGUUUGGGUGGUGAAGGUAUUGUGUUUGAUUGGUACGGUGGUGUGCAUCACCUCAGUGCCUAGCCUGGGGGUGCGCUUUAUCUCUUGUGCCGGUGCGGACCAGCAAGUGCAAUGGCACUUGACACUGCUGUGGCUUUGGGUGGAGGUUGUUGAGUCUUGGUGCAUGACCUGCGGUUCGAUUUGGUGGUCUGUCGAAAAAGCGAGCAGCAAAGUUCGCUCGGAAGUGAUUUUGAUUGCUGUGUCUUGAAGGGGGUUAUGUUGUACAUGUUUUCACUUAUUUUUGAUGUUAUGCUCACUCUGUUUUCGCACACAUACGUGCGUGCGAGGAAGCGACAAAGGUACCACCUGCUGCUGCCGUCAGGAAGCGGAACCUGACGCUGUUGGUGCGUAUGGUAGAAGUAAAUGCUGUUAGCAGACGUUGCGUGUCUUGGAGGAAUUUCACCAAGUCUACGGGGGGGUGAUUUGACAACACAACGAGUGUUGUAGAUGAAAUCUGAUUCUUAGAAGCUC
Ectocarpus siliculosus is the source of this 1751-nucleotide messenger RNA. NCBI's taxonomy places the organism in Eukaryota, Phaeophyceae, Ectocarpales, Ectocarpaceae. The record is from the annotation of a GenBank genome assembly.